Messenger RNA from Vanrija pseudolonga, 1221 nucleotides. RefSeq lists its product as uncharacterized. NCBI's taxonomy places the organism in Eukaryota, Fungi, Basidiomycota, Tremellomycetes, Trichosporonales, Trichosporonaceae. Bases 80 to 808 code for a protein of 242 amino acids. The transcript has 3 exons. The record is from RefSeq and is a predicted model, not a curated record.
AGGAAUAAAAGUCUGAGAGACUAGAGUAGCUUUAGCAAACAGUACACACCACACCACGCACCCACUCCCCUGCUGCACAAUGUUCGACGCAGGUGCAAUCUACCCCCCUCACGCGCCCAUGAGCUCGUUUGGCUGGCUGAAGGACUCGACAAAGGUGUACGGCAUUGUCACUCACCAGGACGUCGAUGCCGCCUUUAGCUCUGAUCAAUCGGUGGAUCCCGACUACCGCGUCCGUGUGAUCCACACUUACCUCGACACCAAGUUUCAGCGGUACGGCAACAAGCUCUACCUCGGGCCCAAGCUCGAGCUGCUCGAGAUCAAGUACCCGCACUUUGCCGACACGUUCCACGCUGCGCGGCACGCGUGGCGGCUCGCGCCGUCGAGCAUCCUCGCCCCAGAGCCAGUACACACCAUCGAGGCGGUCGAGCUGCGCGACGACACGUCGCUCGAGAGCCUCGACUACGAGCUCGAGCACGUCGAGAGCAACCCGUUCCCGCUCGACCUGCUCGAGGACGGCCUCACGCAGCCGCUGUCGCCCGCCACGUCCAACGCGUCGUCGACAGCAUCCUCGCCAACAGGCUCGUCACCAUCACGGAGCGGCGGCUUCCUGCGGCACCUGGCAUACGACCUCCCCGUCGCCCAGGCGCACCACGACGCCGUCCCCCACCUCCGCGCACCCGACCCCAUGACGAGCGCGAUCGUCACUGGCCUGCCGCUGGCCGGAGCCGGCGGCCGCCGGCGCUCGAGCCUCAUGACCCGGCUGUCGGCCCUCCGCGCCAAGCACGACGAGCACGAAGGCCAAGCAUGAUAGUGCUUGAUGCCCGAGCGCACGCGUCCGUGCCGAGCCGAGCCAACGCGUGCUGGUGUUUGAUGGUGCCGAUCGUGUCGACGGCGUCGUUUCAGAAUGGUCGCGCGUCGACUCGCGCCGUCGACAAGACGACGUAAAGUCGCCCAAGUCGUCUUGACGUAAAGACUGGCAAUAAGAGGCCCGUCACGCCGAGCCAAGUGUGAGACUUAUGAAGGCGGCGCCGGGUGCUGCUGCAGCAUCAAGAAACACUAGGCAGUUAGGCAGUUUCUAAACUGAGCCACCCUGCCACCCCUCCAUUGCCUAGUGAUGAAAUGAAGCUUGUAGCUUGUAGCUUAACUGGGCCCCGACCACGUUGUAUUGUUACCAGGGUAUUGCCGUCCACAGGGACAGACUUGUUGUACCCUAUGCAUAGA